Messenger RNA from Ochotona princeps (American pika), 6814 nucleotides. RefSeq names its product envoplakin (gene EVPL). Lineage: Eukaryota; Metazoa; Chordata; Mammalia; Lagomorpha; Ochotonidae. The transcript has 22 exons. Gene Ontology annotation, cellular component: membrane; cytoplasm; cytoskeleton. Gene Ontology annotation, biological process: intermediate filament cytoskeleton organization; wound healing. The coding region runs from base 612 to 6701 and encodes 2029 amino acids. The record is from RefSeq and is a predicted model, not a curated record. Gene Ontology annotation, molecular function: cadherin binding; structural molecule activity.
CUGUGGUACCGCUGGGUCAUGUUCUGGUUGUCCAGGGUGAUGUCAGGGAGCUGAGGGCCAGGCCCUUGGCGGGCAGGGUGGCCCCACCUCUCUUGGCAGGCAGGAGCGUGGGUGGGAGCCUGCCUGAUAGCGGGGCCUCGCAGUGCAGGCUGGAGGUGUUUAUUAACCCUGAGCUGCUAAGGUCUGGGGCCCCUGGCAGAGCUGUCCUCUCUGAGCCUGCACAUGCGUACAUGAUCCAGUACCCCCUUACCAUCGGGGUGUGGCCGCUGCCAUGAUCCCUCUGGGUGUGUGGGUAUAACAAGUCCAAGUCUCCGUGGGAGUUGGGCAGGCUGGGUGCCCCGCCCCUGGGCUGUGCCCUUUCCUCCCAGACUGGUUGUGCAGGAGCGGGCUGAGUGUGGGAUCCAUGCAGUGCAUGCGCGGCCAGCCCUGGGCACAGCCACCACUCACUGUCUCACCCACGGGGAGGGGCCUCCAGAAACUGCUUUCCUUGCUGCCUGGCCACCCCACCUCGCCAGAGCCUGAGUGCCCAGCCAGCGAGGACGCACGCCCACCAUCUGCCUGCCCUCCUGCGCCGGCCGAGCCCAGCCUGAGCCGCCACCCAUCUUUGCAACAUGUUUAAGGGGUUAAGCAAAGGUGCCCAAGGAAAGGGGUCCCCUAAGGGCUCCCCAGCCAAGGGCUCCCCCAGCAAGCACAGCAGGGCUGCCCCCCAGGAACUGGCCCUGCUCAUCUCCCGCAUGCAAGCCAAUGCUGACCAGGUGGAGAGAGACAUCCUGGAAACCCAGAAAAGGCUGCAGCAGGACCAGGUGAACAGUCAGCAGAACCAGGCCCUGCAGCACCAACAGGCGACCAGCCGCAAUCUCAAGGAGGCCGAGGUGCUGCUCAAAGACCUCUUUCUGGAUGUGGACAAGGCCCGGCGGCUCAAGCACCCGCAGGCGGAGGAGAUCGAGAAAGACAUCAAGCAGCUGCAUGAGCGGGUGACCCAGGAGUGUGCCGAGUACCGCGCCUUGUAUGAGAAGAUGGUGCUGCCGCCGGACGUGGGCGCCCGGGUGGACUGGGCACGUGUGCUGGAGCAGAAGCAGAAGCAGGUCUGUGAAGGUCAGUACGGGCCGGGCAUGAAAGAGCUGGAGCAGCAGGUGGCCGAGCACAACAUCCUGCAGCGGGAGAUUGAGGCCUAUGGGCAGCAGCUGCGGAACCUGGUGGGCCCGGACGCUGGCAACAUCCGGAACCAAUACCGGGACCUCCUGAAGGCAGCUUCAUGGCGCGGCCAGAGCCUGGGCGGUCUGUACACGCACGUGCAGGGCUGUACGCGGCAGCUGGGCACCCUGGCCGAACAGCAGCGCCGCAUCCUGCAGCAAGACUGGAGUGACCUCAUGGCGGACCCUGCGGGUGUGCGGCGGGAGUACGAGCACUUCAAGCAGCACGAGCUACUGAAUCAGGAGCAGAACGUGAACCAGCUGGAAGACGACGGCGAGCGCAUGGUGGCGCUGGGGCACCCAGCCAUCGGGCCCCUCCAGGUCCACCAGGAGGCCCUGAAGCUGGAAUGGCAGAACUUCUUGAACCUGUGCAUCUGCCAGGAGAGUCACCUACAGCACGUGGAGGACUAUCGCCGGUUUCAGGAUGAGGCAGACACGGUCAGUCAGACCCUGGUAAAGCUCAACUCCAACUUGGACACCAAGUACAGGCCUGCGCCUGGGGACCCCCUUGGUGCCCCCACAGAGCUUCUGCGCCAACUGGAGGCAGAGGAGAAGCAGCUGGCUGUGGCAGGGAAAACCAUCGGGGACCUGCAGAAGAAGUGCCAGGAGGUGGCCCCUCUGCCACAGCGCAGGAGCCCGCCCCAGCAAACCCUGCGCGUGGACAGCCUCUGUGACUGGGACUCGGGAGAAGUGCAGCUGUUGCGGGGUGAGCAGUAUACGCUGGUGGACAACACUGACCCGCACACCUGGGUGGUGCGGGGCCCUGGCGGAGAGACCAAGAGUGCACCCUCGGCCUGCUUCUGUAUCCCAGCACCAGACCAGGAAGCUGUGGCCAGGGCCUCUGGGUUGGCCUCGGAACUGCAGGCGCUGAAGCGGAAAUGGGCGGCUGUCCAGAGCGACCUGAAGGCCAGCACUGUGCAGCCCUUGCGGCCUGGCCAGCAGGCUCCAACAGGUUCAGCCCCAGAUGACCCACAGGCCAAGAAGCUACUGACACAGAUGACCCAGCUGGACACGGACUUGGGCCAGAUAGAGAAGCAGGUGUUGGCCUGGACCCGGGCCCCACUCAGCCGGCCUGCCCCACGGGAGGAUCUGGAGGACCGCAUCCGCAGCCACGAGGACACAGCCCAGCGCCUUCAGACGCUGGCAGCUGAGAAGGAGGCGGCCCAGCACGAGUGUGAGGAGUUUCUGUUGGCCCAACCCGUGGGCCCCACCGCCCUGCAACUGCCUGCGGCCCUCAACAGUGUCAAGAACAAGUGCAGUGAUGUGCAAGGCCUGAGCCACCUGUAUGGGGUAAAAGCCAAGGCUGCCCUGGGUCUGGAGCAGCAGAUUGAGGAGGCAGACAGGGUCAUCCGGGGCUUCGAGUCCACUCUGGCACAGGAGGCCCCCAUUGCUGACGGCCCUGGUGCGCUGCAAGACAGGGUCAACGAACUACAGCACCAGCGGAGGGCCCUUUUGGACCAGCAAGCCUGCGUGCUGGCCCUGCACCGGAAACUCAAGGCCACAGAGCAGGCAUGCAGUGCACUGCAGAACAACUUUCAGGAGUUCUGCCAAGACCUGCCACGCCAGCAGCGCCAGGUGCGGGUCCUCACCGACCGCUACCAUGCCGUGGGGGACCAGCUGGACCUGCGGGAGAAGUUGGUGCAGGACAUCAGCCUUAUCCACCAGCAGUUCAAGAAUUCCAGGGAUAGCCUGAGCUCGUGGCUGGAGCACCUGCCUCAUAACCAGCUGCGCCCUGGUGACGGAUCCAGCCAGACUGCCUACAAGCUGCAAGCACAGCAGAGGUUGAUGCAGGAGAUACAGGGCCGACAGCAGGACAGGGCCACACUGUCCCGCCUCUCCCAAGACCUGCAGGCGGCUCUCCAGGAAUAUGAGCUACAGGCAGACACCUACCGCUGCUCCUUGGAACCCACCCUGGCAGUGUCUGCCCCCAAGAGGCUCCGAGUGGUUCCCCUGCAAGAGAGUGUCCAGGCCCAGGAGAAGAACCUUGCUAAAACCUACACAGAGAUUGCAGCCGCGCAGCAGCAGCAGCUGAAGCAGCUGGAAUUUGCUAGAAAGAUGCUGGAGAAGAAGGAGCUGAAUGAAGACAUCCGCGUGAGCCACGAGGCUAAGGUGGCAUCAGCGAGCCCAGGCCAGGCAGGGUGGGAUUCAGAGACACUCUGUUCGCAGCUGGAGGAGGAGAGGAAGCGGGUGGCGCAGGUGCAGCACGAGCUGGAGGAGCAGAGGAAGCAGCUGCUGAAACUGCGGACCCAGCGGCCGGUGGAGAGGCUGGAGGAGGAGGAGGUGGUGGAGUUCUAUCGGGACCCCCAGCUGGAGAGCAGCGUGGCCAGGACGCAGUCGCAGGUAGAGGAGGAGGGCCAGCGGCGGGCCAGCCUGCAGGCCGAGCUGGAGGCCACAGCCCAGAAAGUGGCCCAGCUGGAGAGCGCCCGGAAGGCCAAGCAGCCUCAUCUGCUGACCAAGGAGGUCACCCACAUCGAGCGGGACCCCGGCCUGGAUGGCCAGGCAGCCCAGCUCGGCCUUGAGAUCCAGAAGGCACGAGGGGAGAAUGGCGCAGUGGGCGCCCAGCUGGAAGAGCUGAAGGAAGAGCUGCUGGCCCUGGAGCAGAGGGAGGCGGCCGUGCAGGAGAAGGUGGUGGUGAAGGAGGUGGUCAAGGUGGAGAAGGACCUGGAGAUGGUCAGGGCGGCUGGGGCUCUGCGGCUGCAGCUGGAGGAGGAGGCUGCGCGGAGAAAGAGAGCCGCCGAGGCUGUAGCCAGGCUGCGGGCUCGCGCGGCAGAGCUGGAGCGCGCCAUCAGCUCGGUGGAGCCCAAGGUCAUUGUGAAAGAGGUGAAGAGGGUGGAGCAGGACCCGCGCCUUCUGCAAGAAUCGUCCCGGCUGCGGGGCCUCCUGGAGGAGGAGAGGGGCAGGAACGCCGCGCUGGCCCGGGAGCUGCAAGAGCUGCAGGCCCGGCAUCGCGCGGCUGAGGCGCAGAAGCCGCAGGUGCGGCUGCAGGAGCGUGUGCACGAAACCUACUGCGUGGACCCGGAGACAGAACAGGAGCUGGUGCGGCUGCGGGCCCGGCUGCAGGAGACAGUCAGCAAGAGGAGUGGCGUGGAGAAGGAGGUAGAGAAGUUGCUGCCCGACCUGACACUCCUGCGGGCCCAGAAGCCCACCGUGGAGUACCGCGAGGUGACGCAGGAGGUGGUGCGCCACGAGAAGAGCCCCGAGGUGCUGCGCGAGAUCGACCGGCUCAAGGCUCAGCUCAAUGAGCUGGUCAACACGCACGGGCGCUCCCAGGAGCAGCUCAUCCGGCUGCAGGGGGAGCGCGACACGUGGCGGCGGGAGCGGGCCAAGGUGGAGACCAAGACCGUGACCAAAGAGGUGGUGCGCCACGAGAAGGACCAGGUGCUGGAGCAGGAGGCAGCGCGGCUGCGCCAGGAAGUGCGGGAGGCCACGCAGCAGCGCCGCGCCGCCGAGGACGCGCUCUUCGAGCUGCAGAACAAGUACCUGCUGCUGGAGCGGCGGCGGCCCGAAGAGAAGGUGGUGGUGCAGGAGGUGGUGGUGGCCCAGAAGGACCCGAAGCUGCGUGAGGCGCACAGCCGGCUGAGCCGCAGCCUGGAUGAGGAGGUGGGCCGCCGGCGGCAGCUGGAGCGCGAGGUGCAGCAGCUGCGCGCUGGCGUGGAGGAGCAGGAGGCACUGCUGAGCUUCCCGGAGGACCGUGGCAAGAAGUUGGCCGUGGAGCGUGAGCUGCGCCGCCUGAGCCUGCGGAUCCAGGAGCUGGAGCAGCGGCCGCCUGCCGUGCGGGAGAAGAUCAUCACGGAGGAGGUGGUGAAGCUUGAGAAGGACCCGCAGAUGGAGAAGUCCACCGAUGCCCUGCGCCGGGAUCUGGACCGAGAGCAGACCCAGCUGGCCGAGCUGCGGCGGCAGGCCAAGGGCCUGCAGGUCCGCAUCGACGUCCUGCAGCAGGCCAAGUCACAGGAGAAGACCGUCUAUAAGGAGGUGAUCCGGGUGGAGAAGGACCGGGUGCUGGAAAGUGAACGUGCUCGGGCCUGGGAGGCGCUGGGCCGGGAGCGCGCGGCCCGCCAGGCCCGCGAGGAGGAGGUGCGGCAGCUGCAGGAGCGAGUGGACAGGGCUGAGGCGCUAGGGAGGAGCUGGUCACGCGAGGAGGCUGAGCUGCAGGCGGCCCGGGAGCGCGCACAUCAGGAGCGGGGGCGGCUGCAGCGGGAGCUGCACGAGCUGGAGCAGCAGAAGCAGCAGAAGGCCCUGCAGCUGCAGGAGGAAUCGCGCCUGCUGAGCCAGAAAUCCGAGAGCGAACGGCAGAAGGUGGCCCAGCAGGGCCAGGCACUGGCGCAGCUGGAAGCGGCCAUCCUGCGCGAGAAGGACCAGCUACAUGAGAAGGAGCGGACUCUUCGUGAGCUGCAGGCCAAGGUGAGUCGUGAGGAGCUGGGCCAGGAGACACAGACACGGGAGACCAAUCUCUCUACCAGGAUCUGCAUCCUGGAGCCCGAGACGGGAGCCGACAUGUCCCCAUACGAGGCCUACAAGAGAGGCGUCAUUGACCGAGGCCAGUACCUGCAGCUGCAGGAGCUGGAGUGCGACUGGGAGGAGAUCACCACCUCGGGCCCCUGCGGCGAGGAGUCGGUGCUGCUGGACCGUAAGAGCGGGAAGCAGUACUCCAUCGAGGCCGCCCUGCGCUGCAGGCGCAUCUCCAAGGAGGAGUUCCACCUGUACAAGGAUGGCCGCCUCCCCAUCUCCGAGUUUGCGCUGCUUGUGGCAGGCGAGACCAAGCCCUGUGCCUCACUCUCCAUCGGACCCAUCAUCUCCAAGUCCCCGCAGGCUUCCCCAGGCCCCCAGAGCAGCAGCCUCUUCUCCCCCGGCUUGUCUUACGGGCUAGCUGAUGACAGCUUCCCCAUCGCUGGCGUCUACGACACCACCACUGACAACAAAUGCAGCGUCAAGACGGCCGUGGCCAAGAACAUGCUGGACCCCAUCACCGGGCAGAAGCUGCUGGAGGCCCAGGCAGCCACGGGGGGCAUCGUGGACCUGCUGAGCCGUGAGCGCUACUCGGUGCACAAGGCCAUAGAGAGGGGCCUGAUCGACAAUACCGCCACACAGCGGCUGCUCAACGCCCAGAAGGCCUUCACGGGCAUCGAAGAUCCUGUCUCCAAGAAGAGGCUGUCAGUGGGCGAAGCCAUCCAGAAGGGCUGGAUGCCGCUGGAGAGCAUGCUCACCCACCUGCAGGUGCAGCACCUGACGGGGGGCCUCAUCGACCCCACCAGGACGGGCCGCAUCCCUGUGCCACAGGCCGUGCUCAGCGGGAUGAUCUCCGAGGAGCUAGCCCAGCUCCUGCAGGACGAGUCUCGCUAUGAGAAGGACCUGACUGACCCCAUCUCCAAGGAGCGCCUCAGCUACAAGGAUGCCAUGGGGCGCUGCUGCCGGGACCCCCUGAGCGGCCUGCUGCUGCUGCCCGCCGCACUGGAGGGCUACCGCUGCUUCCGCGUCUCCUCCCCCAGCCUGCCACGCCCCCUGCGCUGACAGGUGCCCAGCAAGUGAGCGAGCAAGUGGGGUGUAGGGGCAAUGCGGGUGAGAGAGGGGAGGAUGCAUGCGCCCCUUGCCCCGGGGGCGCCCUCACCCCAAGCAGGGGUCUC